This is a messenger RNA of Hippopotamus amphibius kiboko, 465 nucleotides long. RefSeq names its product NADH:ubiquinone oxidoreductase subunit A3 (gene NDUFA3). NCBI's taxonomy places the organism in Eukaryota, Metazoa, Chordata, Mammalia, Artiodactyla, Hippopotamidae. The record is from RefSeq and is a predicted model, not a curated record. The transcript has 5 exons. Gene Ontology annotation, cellular component: mitochondrial inner membrane. Bases 1 to 405 code for a protein of 134 amino acids.
AUGACGGUUGUAUUCAUUAAAGAAAAAAAAGGGAGCACCUAUUAUGUGCCAGAACCGGUGCUGCACGGACGCGGACUGCGGAGGUCGUGCCCAGGGACUACAACUCCCAAGGUGCUCCGCGCCCUCGCCGCCGCCGCCGCCGAGACCAAGAUGGCCGGGAGGAUCGUCGCCUUCUUCAAGAAUGUCUGGGCCAAGGAGCCGGUGCUAGUGGCAUCCUUCACCAUCGCCGGCCUCGCUUUAAUUCUGCCCGCAAUCAGCCCCUACACCAAGUACUCCACCAUGAUCAACCAGGCCACACCCUACAACUACCCAGUGCCCCUCCGAGAUGACGGGAACAUGCCCGACGUGCCCAGCCACCCGCAGGACCCCCAGGGCCAAAGCUUGGAGUGGCUGAAGAAACUGUGAUCUCUGCUGACAGGGAGAGGUGCCCUCCUUGACGGCCCCCAAUAAAAAUGUGAAAACCAA